AUGCUAGAGAACUCAGCUCUCGAACUGGCUUCUCUGUGCUAUCACGAGUUUGGCGGUUGUUCGAUAAACGCACAGUUCGUGUUGUCCCAACGGCGAACCGACGAAUGGAUUGCUGUGGCCAUCGGUUGGGGACUUAUAUUGCUGUUCGCUGUACAGAUGAGCUACCGUAUAUCGGGUGGACAUCUGAACCCGGCAGUUUCGUUCUUUCUCUUCUCACAAGGAAAAAUUAACGCGUUGAGGUAA
Molecule: messenger RNA, 243 nt
Organism: Cooperia oncophora
Lineage: Eukaryota; Metazoa; Nematoda; Chromadorea; Rhabditida; Trichostrongylidae
Source: the annotation of a GenBank genome assembly